AUGUCACUAAAUGACAUUCUGAAGAAGCCAGAUGUUUUAUUACGUCUCAAAAAACACCCAGAAACAUUUAGGUUUACAGAGCCAGUGUCGUUGGUGGUGACAGGUGGCCACUGGCCUCCGCACCUGCUGAUAACGGAGGGCGAGGAAAGAGGCAGCUUCACGGUGGAGGGGCCCAUGUUCAGCCUGCUGGAGACGCUGGCGGAGGCUAUGAACUUUUCUUACACGCUCACCCGCCCCCCGGACGGGUACUGGGGCGCCCCCCUCGAGAACGGCUCCUGGACCGGCAUGGUGGGCCAAAUAUACAGGAAGGAGGCCGACCUGGCUCUGGGCCCCUUCGCCCUGACGGAGGCGCGCGCCGAGGCCGCCGACAUGACGAAGGCCGUGUUCUUCGACAAGCUGUGCAUCAUCGCGGGGCGGGGGCGGCCCGAGAGCGACCCCUGGGGCUUCCUUCUGCCCCUAACGCCCUCGGUGUGGCUGGCGCUCCUGCUGGCGAUGCUGCUCACAUGCGCGUCCUUCACGGCCCUGGGCGAGAGGAGCGCCGACGGAACGGGCCUCCUGAGGGCGCUCGGGGUCCUCUUCAUGCACGUCCGCGCCCUCCUGCAGCAAGGUCUGCGGAGCGACGUGCGCCCCGCCCGCGCCCGUCUGGUGGUGGGCGGCUGGCUCCUGGCGGCGAUGCUGGUCACGUGGAGCUACAGCGGCAACCUGGCCUCCCUCCUGACGGUGCGGCACUUGGCUCAGCCGAUCCAGGAGCUGAGGGACGUCGUCGAGAGCGAAGACACGGUCGUCAUUAUGGAGCCAGACACGGCCUUCACGGAACUCUUUGCUAAAACCGAAUCAGCCAUACUGAGGCAAAUCGACGCCUUCAAGCACAUCAACCGUAUGAAGUAUUUCCCUUUCGAAUAUUUUUACGACUUAAUGGACGUGGAGGUGAGACGCGGGGAUGACGUCAUCAUCACCACCGUUGUAUCAGCUGACCUUCUCUUCGCUGAAUUCUUCACAAAUACAGGUGAUGUCUUCAUAAUACUUCGUAAUACUGAUGGUUAUGGUAGUGAUAGGAUAUAA
Messenger RNA from Penaeus chinensis, 1062 nucleotides. Its product is annotated as probable glutamate receptor. Gene Ontology annotation, molecular function: glutamate-gated receptor activity. NCBI's taxonomy places the organism in Eukaryota, Metazoa, Arthropoda, Malacostraca, Decapoda, Penaeidae. Gene Ontology annotation, cellular component: membrane. The record is from RefSeq and is a predicted model, not a curated record. The coding region runs from base 1 to 1062 and encodes 353 amino acids. The transcript has 6 exons.